AAGCUAUACUCCGUACACAAGAUCCCUUCCCCUCCCCGCUUUUCUUCUCAGCCUCUUUUUGUCAUCAUCAGACAUCAGACACCAUAGAGAACUAUAAACCUCUCUUAGAGACACAACACACAAACCUCACUACGUUCACAAUGGUAGAAACCGGUCUUCCGGCAGGGUGGGAGGUUCGCCACUCCAACUCCAAGAACCUCCCUUACUACUUCAACCCGAGCACCAAGGAGUCCCGCUGGGAACCCCCCGCCGACACGAACACCGAGAAGCUCAAGCUGUACAUGGCCGACUACCACAGCGGGCCUGCAGGACACGGGAUCGGCCAGGGUGAGGGAAAGAUCCGCUGCAGCCAUCUCCUGGUGAAGCACCGGGACAGCCGACGGCCCAGCAGCUGGCGGGAGGCCGAGAUCACUCGGUCGAAAGAGGAGGCGAUUGAGAUCCUCCGCGGCCAUGAGCAGCGCAUCCAAUCGGGCGAAGCUACCCUGGGCGACAUCGCCAUGUCAGAGUCGGACUGCAGCAGUGCUCGUAAGCGGGGUGAUCUUGGAUUCUUUGGACGCGGGGAGAUGCAAAAGGAGUUCGAGGACGCAGCCUUUGCGCUGCAGCCGGGACAGGUCAGCGGUAUUGUUGAGACCGCGUCUGGCGUUCAUCUGAUCGAACGUGUUCAGUAAAGGCUUGGAGUUUUAGCUCUUAUAGUUGGAAGAAUA
Molecule: messenger RNA, 704 nt
Organism: Aspergillus japonicus CBS 114.51
Lineage: Eukaryota; Fungi; Ascomycota; Eurotiomycetes; Eurotiales; Aspergillaceae
Gene: pin1
Product: peptidylprolyl isomerase ESS1
Exons: 4
Coding region: 141-668 (175 amino acids)
Cellular component (GO): cytosol; nucleus
Molecular function (GO): peptidyl-prolyl cis-trans isomerase activity; protein binding
Source: RefSeq, a predicted model, not a curated record